AUGGUUAAAGGAAAGUCACGUCAGAAUAAUGGUCCUUGUGCUGUAUGUGGUCAACAAAAUUCCGGAGAAAAAUUUAGAAAACUGACUGAAAACUUACUUGCUAAAGCAAUAAAAAGUCCUGCUGCUCAACAACUAACGCUUAAACUUAACCUUAACGAUCAAUUAUGUCAACUUCAUUACAAUAAUUUCAUCGUUUAUGAUAGAGGAAUAAUUAAAUCACAAAAUAAAAGAAAAAACACUGAUUUAUCAUAUUAUCCAGAAGGAAAACGAAAAAUUUCUUUAUCACAAGAAAGAUAUGAACACCUUUUAAAUGUAACAAAUACUGUAGAUGGACUUAUGCAACAAUUAGAAGACUUAGGAUCUCAAUUAAAUCAGAUAGAAAAGGCAAGAGAAUCAGAAUCAACAAAUUUUUCAGAGUUUUUCUCAGACAAAAUCGAACGGAUUACAAAUAUUUUAUAUAAAUAUUUUCGCGAAAAAAAUUUACCUGUUUGGGAUGCAAAAGAAUUUGAAGAAUUGAUUGUAAGUCAUGAUCCGGGAGUUAAAGGAUUUUUUGACAUAGUUUUUCAAUCUAUGAAUCCUGAAGGUAAAAAUCUACAAACACAACAACUAUUAAAGCAAAAGGUUAUGUUGCUUUUUUAUCAAAUCGCGGCGAUGAGAAAUAAACAAGUUAGUGGCACCAAAACUGCGAUUGGAUUAUUUCUAAUUAAUUCAGGUGCAUCAGUAACUUGCAUUAAUGCUUUAGCAAAUAUGGGAAUCUGUUCAACAUAUCAAACCUUAUACAAUAAACUAGAAACUAUUGUAAAUAAUCACCAACAUAGCGUGCAAGCAUAUAUUUACAGACAACGUAAUAAACUUAUAAUAGGCUGUAUUGAUGACUAUCAUAAUUUACAUAGUACACGAAUUCCUACUGUAACAUCUAAAGAUCAGAUAUCACAUAUGGCUACUGUGUUAUUUAAUACUAGCGAAGCAUCACCAAUUCCUUAUUAUACUAAUAAUCAUUUACCUAUACAUAAUCCAAAUGGGGUAGAUCCAUUCAUUCUUAAAGAAGCACUGUGGGCUACACAUCUUAUUUCUUUAGGAAAAAGUUAUAAUUCGGUUAAAUUUAACUGGGAUAAUUAUUAUGAGGGCGAGUUAAUGGAAUCAUUAACUAUACAUUCAUAUGAUGCUGAUUUAUGGGAAAGAUAUGGUCGAAAAUUUGAUCAAACAAAACUUGUAGACUUAUUAGAAUUACCAUUAAAAAAUACUAAUAAUUAUAUUCAAGCAAUUCAAUCGUUUAUUGAAUUACCCGAAAUAGUAAACUACUUAAGACAAUAUACCAUUCCUAUUCCUGCAGAUUUUCCAGGACAAUUGUUCAUAAGAAGAGCAAUUGUUAAUAUUUUAAAAUCGAAUAAUAAUGUCCCAACAUCAAAUAACAUUACACAUCUAAUUCCCUUUCUCGGUCCAUUACAUGUCUCACUUAAUAGCCGUGAAUCUGUUUUCCUUGUUUUUUGGUCUUUUUUUAAUCAAUUAUAUUUAACAAUAUUUGAUGCUAAAAAAAAACUUGCAUCUAAACCUAAACCUUGGCGUAUAAAUUUACUAAUGUAUUUAGCGAAUUCAGGAUGGAAACUUAUAAAACAUCUUGUAAUAGCAAGGUUUGGUAAUACAAAGAUUACUGGAUAUAGAACAUUUUUUGAUUUACUCGAUAAUCUUAUUCCAGCAACGCUAGAUAUCUAUACAGUUCUCUUUCGAAAUAACAAAUUUGAUGAAUAUAUUGAUACGAUAUAUCGUUUAUGGUGUAUGAUGAGGAGAUUUCAACGACACAACUAUGAUAAAAUUCUUCUUGCCUUUUUUCUUUUACGAAGACAUACCACAGCAAAAGUUUCUUCAAGUAAAUCUCUUCGACGCGAUGCCCUUUUCAUUGAUAACUUCCGAAAUGAAAAUUUAUUUGCUACAUCAUUUGUACCAAAAAGGGAUUAUCCAUAUAAAAAAAAAGAUUUGGAUGAAAUGAUCAAAAGAACUGCUCUUUUUUUGUUAAACUUCUUUGAUGAAAUUUGGAAAAAUGAUGGUAAGGUAGAAAAAAAAAUGGAAGGAAAACGAACCAAGAAGCCCUAUUAUUAUUUUACAUCUAUUCCUACAAGUUUUCCUUUUGGUGCUUUACCUCUUGGAUACCAUUUUCCUAUACCCCCGAAUAUGAAAAAAUUUUGUGACAAAAAAUUUUGUAAAAAAUCAACAAGUGAUUCAGAAGGUGAAGUUUUGAUAUGUGGCCAUGCAUAUCAUGAAGAAUGUUUUCAGGUAUUAGGUUUAAAGUGUGAACAUUGUUAUAAAUACUUAGAUAAAUCUAUCAAUGAAUUGACAAAUUCAUAUAACCAAAGAUUACAUUUAGAAGAAGCUCAAUUAGAAUUGGAUAUUAAUGAAGAAAUGGAUGAAGAUAAUUGUGAACUUGAAGAGACUGAUGGUUAUAAAUCGAAAAUUGGAACUGACUCCGAAUUACAAAAAAGAAUUUUAGGUAUAUUAAAAAUAUUAUAUUAUAAUAAUAUUUUUAAUUUCUAA
Rhizophagus irregularis DAOM 181602=DAOM 197198 is the source of this 2529-nucleotide messenger RNA. Lineage: Eukaryota; Fungi; Glomeromycota; Glomeromycetes; Glomerales; Glomeraceae. The record is from RefSeq and is a predicted model, not a curated record.